This is a messenger RNA of Cololabis saira (Pacific saury), 3081 nucleotides long. It is a transcript of the gene pnrc2, whose product is annotated as proline-rich nuclear receptor coactivator 2. Lineage: Eukaryota; Metazoa; Chordata; Actinopteri; Beloniformes; Belonidae. The record is from RefSeq and is a predicted model, not a curated record. Gene Ontology annotation, cellular component: P-body; nucleus. The coding region runs from base 458 to 922 and encodes 154 amino acids. The transcript is spliced from 3 exons. Gene Ontology annotation, biological process: nuclear-transcribed mRNA catabolic process, nonsense-mediated decay.
CCGCUGUAGAUUCCAUUUUGUUGCAAUUGAGAGACAGGAGGAGAAGUGGCUGUUUCGUCAACAUCGCCCAGGCGUCGUUUGGUGGGGGAUUGGUAGAAAAUACAGCUUGCUGUGCUUCCUACACAGUCCGCAGAGGGGAUUUUAGAGGCAAAAACAUAUUUCAUUCUGGCGAAAAAAAGGCUUUAACAACCAAGCCUAAAAGGCGAAAGGAGUCGAGGGCCGUCGACUUCUUGGAGCAUCGUGCCCCGAGGUGAGUUGAUGUUCAGCUCGGCUUCACGGGAAAACAACGCUCUUUGGCACAUGAACACCUCAGACCUUGCUGGACGAAAAAGUGCAGCGAGAAGUAGACAGAAAGCUACUUCGAGGACCUGGGGACCCGUUGGAGGAGAAAGAUUGAAGAGGGACAUCUGCUUUGUCAACAUCCUACCAACAAAGAGGUGACACGUAGAACAAAAACAUGGGAGGUGGAGAGAGGUACAACAUUCCAGUUUCCCACCCCGAACGCCCCAAGAAGAACCAUCAACUUGGCAAGGCCAAGCAGAGAAGCCGUGACCAGAAUGGCGUAGCAGCAUCUGCGGGAGGGGCAGGGGGCCUUCACAAUCACGGCCACCGUCGGAGCGACAAAGGCGCUGCCUACCACAGGUCUCCGGAGACGCGGCAGGCCGCAUCCACGGAGAAGAAUGCUUCUGUCCGUUUGGCCACCAACUAUGAUCAGAACUGGGAAGGUGCCGUGUCGCACCUCAACACGUUUCUGACGACCCAGGGCAGCCCAGGCUAUGCAGGGCCCAAAUUUAGUGAGCCACCGUCACCCAGUGUAUUACCCAAACCCCCAAGCCACUGGGUGUCUUUCCCAACAGGCUCCUUUGAUCACAGGGAGAUGAUGGCCUUUCAGCUCAAAAGUCUCCUGAAGGUGCAGGCUUGAGACCUACACUUUGUUUAAAAAGAGCCGAUACAUGGACUGAGACUGAGGCUCUCACUAACCAGGAACACCCCAGAGCUGUAAUACACUGUUGUUUUUAAGUCGACCUCCUAAAGUUCAAGUUGGGCAUUUAAAGCAAUGAUUUGCGACUAAAUUAAAUUUUUAAAUCUAGUAUUUUUAAGAUAUUACAGCCUUGUUGUCUUGCUGAUCAGUGAAGCCUUUCAAGUCUUUGUGACUGAUAAACUAGAUUCUUUUAGUCUUUAUGUUUUGUUAUUUUUAUUGUUGGUUGUUAAAGCAGAUUGAGUGUGCUUGCUUCCCCCCCUUCCAGACAGUGGGUGUCACAUCAGUUUAAUACUAGUUCAUUACAUUUAUUGUCCAUUUCUAUGGACAGACACACGUUCUCAACUACUCAAGUUUAAAGAUAAUCAUUUGGACUGACCCCUGAAGUUUCAGGUUCUAGACCAACAUCUACUUUAAGUUGUUUUGUUUUUUUAUGUAACAAAUGAGCCCCGUCUUGCGUAACACGCAUUGUUUGGAAUUGGGGGAGCAAAAACACUCAACUGUUGUUCUGCAGGGGAAAAGUCUAUUAUAUUGGAGAUGAGCUAGCAUAUAUGGAAAGAAUGACCUCAAAGGAAAAGAGACCAUGGCACACAGGCCUUGGACCACGACUCCUGUACCCUUUUUUCUUUUUUCUUUUUAAUUGCGCUGUGCGCACAUGCACUAUAGGAGUUGAUCGUGCCUAAGGUCUGAUACUCUUAUCAUAGCAUUAUUUUGUACAAGUCCUUUUUGUUGUGAUUGAAAGGUGUUUGAAGCGCUGUGUGUUACCAAAGCAAUGUUUUUGCUGCGCCCCCUCCCAUUUUUGUUUUAGAGCCCUUGGUAUCGUGGACACCGACGUCACUCCUUCUUCGGCUUAAUCAGCCUCAGUCGUUGACAUUGAUUAAGAUUGAAGAGAUUGCAGUUGUCCAACUAUUCAUCCGGUUAAAGUACUGUUAUUGCUCCUUUAGUUUUUCUCCCUGACAUGGAUGCAGCCUCAACUUGCGGAAGGGGGCCUGCCGUUUAUGACGUGGCCCUGUUGGCUGCAUGCACUUCAAGGAGGAGCCAAAGAGUGAGUGGCCUAAAGGAAUGAAACACCACGCAGGAGGCGGGUCUUUGUGUUUACAAAUUUGUCUCCAAGGGUGGCUGUGCUGUAGUCGGCACACUUGCUGCCUCUGCCUGUUGUUUAACCCUUUGCACUGCAAUUAGACUUUUUGUGUAAAAUGUGUGAACGACUUGGGUGCUGCUGAAACAAUGAAAAUGCAGUGGACUAUCUUUGUAUGUAUGCUCUAUUUUUGUGAUUCAUUCCUCUAUGGAGGCUCUUUUUUUUCCCUUUGCAGAAUUGAAUCUGCUUAUGGUUGGCGGUAAAGAUAACAAAACAAAUAGAUGGUCAGUGUAUUAGAGCCAUGUAAAUAUAAUGAAAUGUAUAAAAUACUUGUAGCAUAUGUACAUUUUACAGGCUGUUUGAUGCCUGUCUGACAAAAGUAUUUUUAGUAAUAACACUGAAUGUAUAAGACAUGCUACGGACAUGUCUUAAAUACUGAAGAAUAUUUUUGUUAAAAAAAGAAAAAAACUGCCUAUACCAUAUGUCAGUACCCCGCACUGUUAUCUUGACAGAGAUCUUGCACAUGUUUUUGUACUACACGGUGUACGGUCAGCAAUGUUAAGUGCAAAUCAUUUUGUUUCAAAGGAACUUGAAUAUAUCGAGAUUUUAAAUCAUUUUUUUUAUCUUGAGACUUUCCAGAUUAAGUUGACAAACGGUGCCUAAGUUAAAACCCAUCCCGGAACAGACAUUUCCUUUGGCUAUUAUAUUAUUAAAAUCUGACCAUUAAUUCAGGCACUUUCGGCUCUCAGCUAUUCUUCCGCUAGCUGAUGGCUGACAGAGCUGUUAAAUUUCUGCUUUAAGUUCAAGUUCUUUUGUUACACAUGGGAAAGUCUUAAAUUGGAAAAAAAAAAACAAUUGGCUGCUAAUUUCUCCCCUUUUGCGAAAAUGUCACUGAAUAUGAAGAAAUAUGCCCCCCUUUUUUAUUUUUAAAGAUUGGUAUCAAUUGAUGUUCGAAAAUGUUACGUUUCUAUGAAUUGAAGACAAAAUAAGAAAAAAAAGAAUAAAUCCCUUCCCCUCCCCCCUA